AUGUGGACGUGGACGUGGUCGUGGACGUGGACGUGGACGUGGCAUCGACGUGGACAUGGACGUGGACGUGGACGUGGCAUCGACGUCGACGUGGACAUGGACGUGGACGUGGACGUGGACAUGGACGUGGACGUGGACGUGUACGUGGACAUGGACUUGGACGUGGACGUGGACGUGGACGUGGACCUGGACGUGGACGUGGACGUGGACGUGGACAUGGACAUGGACGUGGACGUGGACGUGGACGUGGAUGGACGUGGACGUGGACAUGGACGUGGACGCGGACGUGGACGUGGACGUGGACGUGGACAUGGACGCGGACGUGGACGUGGAACUGGACGUAGACAUGGACAUGGACAUGGACGUGGACAUGGACAUGGACAUGGACAUGGACGUGGACAUGGACGUGGACGUGGACGUGGACAUGGACGUGGACGUGGACGUGGACGUGGCCUUGGACGUGGACAUGGACGUGGACGUGGACGUGGACGUGGCCUUGGACGUGGACAUGGACGUGGACGUGGACGUGGACGUGGACAUGGACGUGGACCUGGACGUGGACGUGGACGUGGACGUGGACGCGGACAUGGACGUGGACGUGGACGUGGACGUGGAUGGACGCGGACGUGGACGUGGACGCGGACGUGGACGUGGACGUGGAUGGACGCGGACGUGGACGUGGACGUGGACGUGGACGUGGACGCGGACAUGGACGUGGACGGGGACAUGGACGUGGACAUGGACGUGGACGUGGACGUGUACGUGGACAUGGACGUGGACAUGGACGUGGACAUGGACGUGGACAUGGACGUGGACAUGGACGUGGACGUGGACGUGGACGUGGACGUGGACGUGGACGUGGACAUGGACGUGGACAUGGUCGUGGACGUGGUCGUGGACGUGGACGUGGAGGACUUGGACGUGGACAUGGACGUGGACAUGGACCUGGACGUGGACGUAGACGUGGACGUGGACGUGGACGUGGUCGUGGACGAGGACUUGGACAUGGACGUGGACGUGGACGUGGACGUGGACGUGGAGGACUUGGACGUAGACAUGGACGUGGACGUGGACGUGGACGUGGACGUGGACAUGGUCGUGGACGUGGUCGUGGACGUGGACGUGGACGUGGUCGUGGACGUAGACCUGGACGUGGACGUGGACCUGGACGUGGACGUGGACGUGGUCGUGGACGUGGACGUGGACAUGGACGUGGACGUGGUCGUGGACGUGGACGUGGACGUGGACGUGGACGUGGACGUGGACAUGGACGUGGACGUGGACAUGGUCGUGGACGUGGUCGUGGACGUGGACGUGGACGUGGUCGUGGACGUAGACCUGGACGUGGACGUGGACCUGGACGUGGACGUGGACGUGGUCGUGGACGUGGACGUGGACGUGGACGUGGACGUGGUCGUGGACGUGGACGUGGACGUGGACGUGGACGUGGACAUGGACGUGGACGUGGACGUGGACGUGGACGUGGACGUGGACGUGAACUUGGACGUGGACAUGGACGUGGAGGACUUGGACGUGGACAUGGACGUGGAGGACUUGGACAUGGACGUGGACAUGGACAUGGACAUGGACAUGGACGUGGACGUGGACGUGGACAUGGACGUGGACAUGGACGCGGACGUGGACGUGGACAUGGACGCGGACGUGGACGUGGAACUGGACGUAGACAUGGACAUGGACAUGGACGUGGACAUGGACAUGGACAUGGACAUGGACGUGGACAUGGACGUGGACGUGGACGUGGACAUGGACGUGGACGUGGACGUGGCCUUGGACGUGGACAUGGACGUGGACGUGGACGUGGAUGUGGACAUGGACGUGGACCUGGACGUGGACGUGGAAUCCGACGUGGACGUGGACGCGGACGUGGACGUGGAUGGACGCGGACGUGGACGUGGACGUGGACGUGGACGCGGACGUGGACGCGGACGUGGACGUGGAUGGACGCGGACGUGGACGUGGACGUGGACGUGGACGCGGACGUGGACGCGGACGUGGACGUGGAUGGACGCGGACGUGGACGUGGACGUGGACGUGGACGUAGACGUGGACGCGGACGUGGACGUGGACGGGGACAUGGACGUGGACGUGGACGUGGACGUGGACGUGGACAUGGACGUGGACGUGGACAUGGACGUGGACAUGGACGUGGACGUGGACGUAGACGUGGACGUGGACGUGGACGUGGACGACUUGGACGUGGACGUGGACGUGGUCGUGGACGUGGACGUGGACGUGGACGUGGUCGUGGACGUGGACGUGGAUGUGGACGUGGAGGACUUGGACGUGGACAUGGACGUGGACGUGGACGUGGACGUGGACGUGGACAUGGUCGUGGACGUGGUCGUGGACGUGGACGUGGACGUGGUCGUGGACCUGGACGUGGACACCUGGACGUGGACGUGGACAUGGACUGUGGACGUGGACGUGGACCUGGACGUGGACGUGGACGUGGUCGUGGACGUGGACGUGGACGUAGACGUGGACGUGGUCGUGGACGUGGACGUGGACGUGGACGUGGACGUUGACGUGGACGUGGACAUGGACGUGGACGUGGACGACUUGGACGUGGACAUGGACGUGGUCGUGGACAUGGACGUGCACAUGGACAUGAACAUGGACAUGGACGUGGACAUGGACGCGGACGUGGACGUGGACGUGGACGUGGACAUGGACGUGGACGUGGACGUGGACAUGGACAUGGACAUGGACGGGGACAUGGACGUGGACGUGGACGUGGACGUGGACGUGGACAUGGACGUGGACGUGGACGUGGACGUGGACGCGGAAGUGGACGUGGACGUGGACGUGGAUGGACGCGGACGUGGACGUGGACCUGGACGUGGACGUGGACGCGGACGUGGACGGGGACAUGGACGUGGACAUGGACGUGGACGUGGACGUGGACGUGGACAUGGAUGUGGACAUGGACGUGGACGUGGACGUGGACGUGGACAUGGACGUGGACGUGGACAUGGACGUGGACAUGGACGUGGACGUGGUCGUGGACGCGGGGACGUGGACAUGGACGUGGACGCGGACGUGGACGUGGACGUGGACGUGGACGUGGACGCGGACGUGGACGUGGACGUGGACGUGGACGCGGACGUGGACGUGGACGUGGACGCGGACGCGGACGUGGACGUGGACGUGGACGUGGACGUGGACGUGGACGUGGACGUGGACGUGGACGUGGACAUGGACAUGGACGUGGACGUGGACGUGGACGUGGACGUGGAGGUGAAGGUGGACGUGGAGGUGGAGGUGGACGUGGACGUGGACCCAGACGUGGACGUGGACGUGGACGUGGACGCGGACGUGGACGCGGACAUGGACCUGGAUGUGUACGUGGACAUGGACAUGGACGUGGACGUGGACGUGGACGUGGACGUGGACGUGGAUGUGGACGUGGACGUGGACGUGGACGCGGACGUGGACGCGGACGUGGACGUGGACGCGGACGUGGACGUGGACGUGGACGUGGACGCGGACGUGGACGUGGACGUGGACGCGGACGCGGACGUGGACGUGGACGUGGACGUGGACGCGGACGCGGACGUGGACGUGGACGCGGACGCGGACGUGGACGUGGACGUGGACGCGGACGUGGACGUGGACGUGGACGCGGACGUGGACAUGGACGUGGACGUGGACGUGGACGUGGACGCGGACGUGGACGUGGACGUGGACGUGGACGCGGACGUGGACCUGGACGUGGACGCGGACGUGGACGUGGACGUGGACGUGGACGUGGACCUGGACGUGGACGCGGACGUGGACGUGGACGUGGACGUGGACGUGGACGUGGACCCGGACGCGGACGUGGACGUGGACGUGGACGCGGACGCGGACGUGGACGUGGACGCGGACGCGGACGUGGACGUGGACGUGGACGCGGACGUGGACAUGGACGUGGACGUGGACAUGGAUGUGGACGUGGACGUGGACAUGGACGUGGACGUGGACGUGGACAUGGACAUGGACAUGGAUAUGGACAUGGACAUGGACGUGGACGUGGACGUGGACGUGGAUGUGGACGUGGACAUGGACGUGGACGUGGACAUGGACAUGGACAUGGACAUGGACAUGGACGUGGACGUGGACGUGGACGUGGACGUGGACGUGGACAUGGACGUGGACGUGGACGUGGACGUGGACAUGGACGUGGACGUGGACGUGGACGUGGACAUGGACGUGGACAUGGACGUGGAGGACUUGGACGUGGACAUGGACGUGGUCGUGGACAUGGACGUGGACAUGGACAUGGACAUGGAUAUGGACGUGGACGUGGACGCGGACGUGGACAUGGACGCGGACGUGGACGCGGACGUGCAAGUGGACGUGGACGUGGAAGGACGUGGACGUGGACAUGGACGUGGACGUGGACGUGGACGUGACGUGGACGUGGACGUGGACGUGGACGUGAACGUGGACGUGGACGUGGACGUGGACGUGGUCGUGGACGUGGACAUGGACGUAGAUGUGGAUGUGGACGUCGACGUGGACGUCGACGUGGACAUGGACGUGGACGUGGACGUGGACGUGGACGUGGAUGUGGACGUGGACGUGGACGUGGACGCGGACGUGGACGCGGACGUGGACGUGGACGCGGACGUGGACGUGGACGUGGACGCGGACGUGGACGUGGACGUGGACGCGGACGCGGACGUGGACGUGGACGUGGACGCGGACGCGGACGUGGACGUGGACGCGGACGCGGACGUGGACGUGGACGUGGACGCGGACGUGGACGUGGACGUGGACGCGGACGUGGACAUGGACGUGGACGUGGACGUGGACGUGGACGCGGACGUGGACGUGGACGUGGACGUGGACGCGGACGUGGACCUGGACGUGGACGCGGACGUGGACGUGGACGUGGACGUGGACCUGGACGUGGACGCGGACGUGGACCUGGACGUGGACGCGGACGUGGACGUGGACGUGGACGCGGACGUGGACGUGGACGUGGACGCGGACGUGGACGUGGACGUGGACGCGGACGCGGACGUGGACGUGGACGCGGACGCGGACGUGGACGUGGACGUGGACGCGGACGUGGACAUGGACGUGGACGUGGACGUGGACAUGGAUGUGGACGUGGACGUGGACAUGGACGUGGACGUGGACGUGGACAUGGACAUGGACAUGGAUAUGGACAUGGACAUGGACGUGGACGUGGACGUGGACGUGGACGUGGACGUGGACAUGGACGUGGACGUGGACAUGGACAUGGACAUGGACAUGGACAUGGACGUGGACGUGGACGUGGACGUGGACGUGGACGUGGACAUGGACGUGGACGUGGACGUGGACGUGGACAUGGACGUGGACGUGGACGUGGACGUGGACAUGGACGUGGACAUGGACGUGGAGGACUUGGACGUGGACAUGGACGUGGUCGUGGACAUGGACGUGGACAUGGACAUGGACAUGGAUAUGGACGUGGACGUGGACGCGGACGUGGACAUGGACGCGGACGUGGACGCGGACGUGCAAGUGGACGUGGACGUGGAAGGACGUGGACGUGGACAUGGACGUGGACGUGGACGUGGACGUGACGUGGACGUGGACGUGGACGUGGACGUGAACGUGGACGUGGACGUGGACGUGGACGUGGUCGUGGACGUGGACAUGGACGUAGAUGUGGAUGUGGACGUCGACGUGGACGUCGACGUGGACAUGGACGUGGACGUGGACGUGGACGUGGACAUGGACGUGGACGUGGACGUGGACGUGGACGUGAACAUGGACGUGGACGUGGACGUGAACAUGGACGUGGACAUGGACGUGGAGGACUUGGACGUGGACAUGGACGUGGUCGUGGACAUGGACGUGAACAUGGACAUGGACAUGGACAUGGACGUGGACGUGGAUGUGGACAUGGACGUGGACAUGGACGCGGACGUGGACGUGGAACUGGACGUAGACAUGGACAUGGACAUGGACGUGGACAUGGACAUGGACAUGGACGUGGACAUGGACGUGGACGUGGACGUGGACAUGGACGUGGACGUGGACGUGGACGUGGCCUUGGACGUGGACAUGGACGUGGACGUGGACGUGGACGUGGACAUGGACGUGGACAUGGUCGUGGACGUGGUCGUGGACGUGGGCGUGGACGUGGACGCGGACGUGGACGUGGACGUGGACGCGGACGUGGACGUGGACGGGGACAUGGACGUGGACGUGGACGUGGACAUGGACGUGGACAUGGACGUGGACGUGGACGUGGACGUGGACGUGGACAUGGACGUGGACAUGGACGUGGACGUGGUCGUGGACGUGGACGUGGAGGACUUGGACGUGGACAUGGACGUGGAGAUGGACGUGGACGUGGACGUAGACGUGGACGUGGACGUGGACGUGGACGUGGAGGACUUGGACGUGGACGUGGACGUGGACGUGGACGUGGUCGUGGACGUGGACGUGGACGUGGACGUGGAGGACUUGGACGUGGACAUGGACAUGGACGUGGACGUGGACGUGGACGUGGACAUGGUCGUGGACUUGGUCGUGGACGUGAACGUGGACGUGGACGUGGUCGUGGACGUGGACCUGGACGUGGACGUGGACAUGGACCGUGGACGUGGACGUGGACCUGGACGUGGACGUGGACGUGGUCGUGGACGUGGACGUGGACGUGGACGUGGUCGUGGACGUGGACGUGGACGUGGACGUGGACGUGGACGUUGCAUCGACGUCGACGUGGACGUGGACGUGGACGUGGACGUGGACGUGGACGUGGACAUGGACGUGGACGUGGACGUGGACAUGGACGUGGACGUGGACGUGGACGUGGACAUGGACGUGGACAUGGAUGUGGAGGACUUGGACGUGGACGUGGACGUGGUCGUGGACGUGGACCUGGACGUGGACGUGGACAUGGACCGUGGACGUGGACGUGGACCUGGACGUGGACGUGGACGUGGUCGUGGACGUGGACGUGGACGUGGACGUGGUCGUGGACGUGGACGUGGACGUGGACGUGGACGUGGACGUGGCAUCGACGUCGACGUGGACGUGGACGUGGACGUGGUCGUGGACAUGGACGUGGACGUGGACGUGGACAUGGACGUGGACGUGGACGUGGACGUGGACAUGGACGUGGACAUGGAUGUGGAGGACUUGGACGUGGACAUGGACGUGGUCGUGGACAUGGACGUGGUCAUGGACAUGGACGUGGACAUGGACGCGGACGUGGACGUGGACGUGGACGUGGACGUGGACGUGGACGUGGACGUGGACAUGGACGUGGACGUGGACAUGGACAUGGACGUGGACGUGGACAUGGACGUGGACGUGGACGCGGACGUGGACGUGGACGUGAACGUGGACGCGGACGUGGACGUGGACGUGGAUGGACGCGGACGUGGACGUGGACGUGGACGUGGACGUGGACGCGGACGUGGACGUGGACGUGGACGCGGACGUGGACGUGGACAGGGACAUGGACGUGGACAUGGACGUGGACGUGGACGUGGACGUGGACAUGGACGUGGACAUGGACGUGGACGUGGACGUGGACGUGGACGUGGAUGUGGACAGGGACAUGGACAGGGACGUGGACGUGGACGUGGACGUGGACGUGAACGUGGACGUGGACGUGGACAUGGACGUGGACAUGGACGUGGACGUGGAUGUGGACGUGGACGUGGACGUGGACGUGGACAUGGACGUGGACAUGGACGUGGACGUGGUCGUGGACGUGGACGUGGAGGACUUGGACGUGGACAUGGACGUGGACGUGGACGUGGACGUAGACGUGGACGUGGACGUGGACGUGGACGUGGACGUGGAGAACUUGGACGUGGACGUGGACGUGGUCGUGGACGUGGACGUGGACGUGGACGUGGACGUGGACAUGGACGUGGACAUGGAUGUGGACGUGGACGUGGACGUGGACGUGGACAUGGACGUGGACAUGGUCGUGGACGUGGUCGUGGACGUGGACGUGGACGUGGACGUGGACGUCGACGUCGACGUGGACGUGGACGUGGACGUGGACGUCGACGUGGACCUGGACGUGGACGUGGACGUGGACGUGGACGUGGACGUGGACGUGGACGUGGACCUGGACGUGGACAUGGACGUGGAGGACUUGGACGUGGACAUGGACGUGGUCGCGGGGACGUGGACAUGGACGUGGACGCGGAUGUGGACGUGGACGUGGACGUGAACGUGGACGUGGACGCGGACGUGGACGUGGACGUGGACGUGGACAUGGACGUGGACGUGGACCUGGACGUGGACGUGGACGUGGACGUGGACAUGGACAUGGACGUGGACGUGGACGUGGACGUGGACGUGGAUGGACGUGGACGUGGACAUGGACGUGGACGCGGACGUGGACGUGGACGUGGACGCGGACGUGGAUGUGGACGUGGACAUGGACGUGGACGCGGACGUGGACGUGGACGUGGACGUGGACGUGGAGGUGGACGUGGACGUGGACGUGGACGUGGACGUGGUCGUGGACGUGGACAUGGACACGUGGACGUGGACGUGGACGUGGACGCGGACGUGGACGCGGACAUGGACAUGGAUGUGUACGUGGACAUGGACAUGGACGUGGACGUGGACAUGGACAUGGACGUGGACGUGGACGUGGACGUGGACGUGGACGUGGACGCGGACGUGGACGUGGACGUGGACGCGGACGCGGAUGUGGACGUGGACGUGGACGCGGACGUGGACGUGGACGCGGACGCGGACGUGGACGUGGACGCGGACGUGGACGUGGACGUGGACGCGGACGUGGACGUGGACGUGGACGCGGGCGUGGACGUGGACGUGGACGCGGACGUGGACGCGGACGUGGACGUGGACGUGGACGCGGACGUGGACCUGGACGUGGACGCGGACGUGGACCUGGACGUGGACGCGGACGUGGACAUGGACGUGGACGCGGACGUGGACAUGGACGUGGACGCGGACGUGGACGUGGACGUGGACGCGGACGUGGACGUGGACGUGGACAUGGACGUGGACGUGGACGUGGACAUGGACGUGGACGUGGACGUGGACAUGGACGUGGACGUGGACGUGGACAUGGACAUGGACAUGGAUAUGGACAUGGACGUGGACGUGGACGUGGACGUGGACGUGGACAUGGACGUGGACGUGGACAUGGACAUGGACGUGGACGUGGACGUGGACGUGGACGUGGACGUGGACGUGGACAUGGACGUGGACGUGGACGUGGACGUGGACAUGGACGUGGACGUGGACGUGGACGUGGACAUGGACGUGGACAUGGACGUGGAGGACUUGGACGUGGACAUGGACGUGGUCGUGGACAUGGACGUGGACAUGGACAUGGACAUGGAUAUGGACGUGGACCUGGAUGCGGACGUGGACAUGGACGCGGACGUGGACGCGGACGUGCAAGUGGACGUGGACGUGGACGUGGACAUGGACGUGGACGUGGACGUGGACGUGACGUGGACGUGGACGUGGACGUGGACGUGA
Closterium sp. NIES-65 is the source of this 9489-nucleotide messenger RNA. The record is from the annotation of a GenBank genome assembly. NCBI's taxonomy places the organism in Eukaryota, Viridiplantae, Streptophyta, Zygnematophyceae, Desmidiales, Closteriaceae.